Molecule: messenger RNA, 2596 nt
Organism: Actinia tenebrosa (Australian red waratah sea anemone)
Lineage: Eukaryota; Metazoa; Cnidaria; Anthozoa; Actiniaria; Actiniidae
Product: histone-lysine N-methyltransferase EZH2
Biological process (GO): heterochromatin formation
Cellular component (GO): nucleus; ESC/E(Z) complex
Molecular function (GO): protein binding; histone H3K27 methyltransferase activity; chromatin binding
Source: RefSeq, a predicted model, not a curated record
AGCACAUGCUUUGUUGUUGUGCCGAAGACAAGAAAGCCCGCGAAGCGAAGGUUCAGGAUUUUUCUUGGAAUUUGUUCUAAAAUGGAGACAGAAUUAAUGAAAAUAGUUCGCCUGGAAUACGUGAAACUCCGUGAAAAUGCGCAGCAACAGAAGAAAGAUUCUUGCAAGAGAUACUUUACGGCAAACCGUCAAAAAAUACGCGAACAGUUGAAGAAAAGAAGUCAAAUAAGCAAAGUCGUCUCAUCUUGUCCUUUGGCUCCGGCAACCAUCUCUGCAGAUCAAACACAUGCUGCAACCAAAAAGUGUAGCGUUGUUAGUGGCUUCAAUCAUCCAACUCAGCACACUUUACUAAGAACCAUGCCUUAUGUACAUCCAAUACCUCAGUUUUUCACCUGGUCACUCCUGCAGCAAAACUUUAUGGUAGAAGAUGAGACUGUUUUGCAUAAUAUUCCUUACAUGGGUGAAGACGUUCUUGAUCAAGAUGGGUCAUUUAUAGAAGAACUUAUCAAGAACUAUGAUGGAAAAGUACACAAUGCACAUGUGUUUGAUGAGUACACCCUGACAGACAGCUUGCUGGUUGAAUUGAUUGACAGUGUCAUGAAAACUCUAAAAGAUAAACAAACUGAAAAGAGUAGUGGAGGUAAGGAAAGUGAAGAAGAACAAUUUACUCCAAUGGAAACAACAUCUUCAGGAAAAAGUGACCCACCAGACAACAAAAAGAAAGAGAAGACUAAAUCAGAUUCACCUCCAGAUGAAGUUUUUCAAACUAUUGUAAACAUGUUCCCAGAAAAAUCCUGGACCAUCGAAGACAUCAAAAAUAGGUAUUUUGAAGAAGUCAAUCGCAAUAAAGGUCUUCUUCCUCCUGAGUGUACACCAAACAUUGACAGCCCAGAAGCCCAGUCAGUGUCCAGAGAACAGAGCUUGCAUUCUUUCCACAUGUUGUUUUGCCGCCGAUGUUACAAAUAUGAUUGUUUUAUGCAUGGUUGGAAGCCCUUGCCAAACUUAGCAAAAAGAAAGAGCCCCGUUGAUCUACCAGAAUCUUCUCCAUGUGGAACUGACUGCUACAUGCAUCUGAAGAGUACUGGUAGUCCUGUCAACUCACCUGGCAAACCUGAAGUCACGCCCAGAAAAAGAAGCAGAGGAAAGAGUAAAUCAGGCACCCAGCAACAAGGUGGUUCUACCCCUGUAGCUAGUCCUUCCAAACCUGAUUCUCAACCAUUGUUGGAUUCACCCGAGUGGACUGGAGCUGAGUUGUCACUUUUCCGUGUACUCCGAACUGUGUAUUUCAAUAAUUACUGCACAAUAGCCAAUUUGAUUGAAAGCAAGACCUGUAAAGAGGUUUAUCAACACGCACAAGUUGAAUUAACCGAACCACUUCCUAUGACAGAUGACCAAACCAAUACCCCACCCAGAAAACGAAAACGAAAGCACAGGAUGUGGUCACUUCAUUGUCGCAAGAUUCAACUAAAAAAGGACAGCACAUCAACUCAUGUAUACAACUAUAUCCCAUGUGACCAUCCUGGGCAGCCAUGUGACCAAACGUGCAUCUGUGUGAUGACACAGAACUUCUGUGAGAAAUUCUGUCAGUGUAACAAUGAGUGCCAGAACCGUUUCCCUGGCUGUCGUUGUAAGGCACAGUGUAACACCAAACAGUGUCCAUGUUUCUUGGCCGUCAGGGAGUGUGACCCUGAUCUCUGUGUGACUUGUGGAGCCGACAAUUUCGAGGAAAACGCAGAGAUCUGCUGCAAGAAUGUUAGUCUUCAACGAGGAAUGAGAAAGCAUAUGUUGUUAGCACCAUCGGACGUGGCUGGCUGGGGUAUUUACAUCAAGGAAGCCUGCAAGAAAAACGAUUUCAUUGGAGAAUAUUGCGGAGAGGUUAUUUCACAAGACGAAGCUGAUAGGCGUGGCAAAGUUUACGAUAAAUACAUGUGUAGUUUCUUGUUCAAUCUCAAUAAUGACUUUGUUGUCGAUGCUACUCGUAAAGGCAAUAAGAUCCGAUUCGCAAAUCAUUCCAUCAGCCCCAACUGCUAUGCUAAAGUAAUGAUGGUUAAUGGUGAUCACCGCAUUGGAAUAUUCGCAAAACGUGACAUAGAAAAAGGAGACGAGUUGUUCUUCGAUUACCGAUACAGCGCCACUGAUGCUCUAAAGUUCGUGGGUAUUGAACGAGAUGUGGAGUUUGCUGUCCGAUAAAGCCCCUGUCUGUCUGUCAUGUUGGAGUCAUAGAUAUCUGUCAACGCAUGCGAGAUAAAAUCUCUGCUUGUCUUUCUGUCUGUUUGAUUGUCUGUUUGAUUGUCUGUCUGUCUGUCUGUCUGUCUGUCUUUACUCUUGUCCCAGGAAUUUGCUUUAAAUUAACAAUAUUGAUUCCUGUGUGAACCACUCUAACGACAAUCGAGUGUUGUCAGGUCGUAUCGCUUCCCAACUCUUGAUUGUCAUAGCACAUUCUUCCUUGACAAAGAUGUGAAUUAAACAAAUUCACCAAGUCACAGAGCCAAGAUACAUCACAUAAAUGUAUUUUAUAUUGCUAUCACUUGAUUUGCUUAGCACUAACAUAUUACUAUUUUACUUCAAACUCUUAUUAAAAAUUGAUUUUCAAAAA